CCUGCUCCGCCCGCGGACUUCCCCGGGGCGCCGGGGAGGAGGGCCCCGGAACGCGGCGUUUGCAGUCGGGACCCGAGACUCCGGGGAGGAUGCCGGCGCGGGCUUGAGUGGCUCGGAGAGUGCCGAAAGCCGGACAUGGAGGACUUCACUGCCAGGACCUACGGCACCAGUAGCCUGGACAACAGACCCCUGUUCGGAGAGACUUCAGCCAAGGAUCGAAUCAUCAAUUUAAUUGUCGGCAGUUUAACAUCCUUACUGAUUCUAGUAACGCUGAUCAGUGCUUUUGUGUUCCCUCAUCUACCUCCAAAACCACUGAAUAUAUUUUUUGCUGUCUGCAUCUCUUUGAGUAGCAUUACUGCCUGCAUACUUAUCUACUGGUAUCGACAAGGAGAUUUAGAACCGAAAUUUAGAAAUCUAAUUUACUAUGUCUUAUUUUCUAUCAUCAUGUUAUGUAUAUGUGCAAAUCUGUACUUCCAUGAUGUGGGGAAGUGAGACAAACACUUACCAGGACUCUUCAAAAGCUGUCAGUUGAGGCUGUGACGGGUACUGGGUAAGGUGUCUGGUACAUGAUUUUCAUGCAACUAAAUCUAAAUUCCCUCUUGCAGGGAACACAUAUAUCAUAGACCACUUUGCUUUUUCUUUAAGAAGCUUAGACAUUCCAACUCUUUAAAGUUCCAACAGCACAAGCAAUUUUCACUUUUGAAAUUAAAAUUUUUAUAAUGUAAUUGCAUGGUGAAAAGGCUAUGUAGCAAACAAAAUCCUGCAUUUUAAAACAAAUAAUUCUUUUAUUUCUGUUCAAUGGAAUAUACAAUUGUUCCCUAUGCAACCAACUUUUGCUUAUAACUACAAUUUUAUUUCACGUAACACAGAUGGUAAAAAGACAACUUUGAUUGUGAUGAUCUAAUUACAAUAAUAAAUAAAAAUAAUUUAUACAAGGA
Echinops telfairi (small Madagascar hedgehog) is the source of this 938-nucleotide messenger RNA. It is a transcript of the gene TMEM243, whose product is annotated as transmembrane protein 243. NCBI's taxonomy places the organism in Eukaryota, Metazoa, Chordata, Mammalia, Afrosoricida, Tenrecidae. The record is from RefSeq and is a predicted model, not a curated record. Bases 136 to 492 code for a protein of 118 amino acids. The transcript is spliced from 4 exons.